Molecule: messenger RNA, 1161 nt
Organism: Capsaspora owczarzaki ATCC 30864
Lineage: Eukaryota; Filasterea; Ministeriida; Capsasporidae
Exons: 2
Coding region: 1-1161 (386 amino acids)
Source: RefSeq, a predicted model, not a curated record
AUGCCGACCACAAGAGCAGCGACGGAGACAGGCGCGACGACCGGCAACGCGAGCCGCGACGAGACGACCGGGACGACCGAGACCGAGACCGAGACCGAGCUCGCAGCAGAGACCACCACGACGACCGCCGUCACCAUGAGCGCGAUCGAGACCGAGACCGAGACCGAGACCGAGACCGAGACCGAGACCGAAGCAGCCACUCGGCAUGGCAAACAUGGCAAGUCCAAGAAGAGCCACAAGCAUCAUCGAUCGUCGCACAAGCGCGAUCGCCAUUCGAGCAAGCACGACCAGUCAGAGGCGCGCCCGUUGCCGGCAGGCGUUGCCCCGCUGAGUGACACGGACUACUUUGUCAAGCAUAGCGAGUUUCGCCAGUGGCUGCUGGAGAAGCGGAAGCAAUCCUUUGACGACUUGACGUCGACCGAGUCCCGCAAGCUCUUUACGCGUCGUUUCCUGCCGGCGUGGAACGGUGGGUAUCUGGACGGCAAGUUUUAUGCAGGACUGACGUCCCGCGAUCUCGCCUCGAGCGCUAAAACCCGGCACAAGUGGGGCUUUGUGCCCAAUUUGAAUCCGGACGAGGUCGAUCGUGUGAGCGACACUGUCUCGUCCUUGACACGCGGCGGCGCAUCGUCGAGUGCACAUCCUCCUGCCUCCACCAACGCGUUUGGACGACUGAUUGGCGUGCCACCGGCUCCUAUCCCCGAAGCUGUUUCAGCAACUUCCGGCAGCAAGCGUCCCUACUCGACUUCGCUGGACCCUGCCGAAAGGGUGCUGCAGGAGGAAGAGGCACGCAAGCGAGCCCAAGUCGAGAAGAAAUCUGAGCGUUCGGCCAACUACCAGCGCAUUAACGAGCAGUUCCCAAAGACCGAGGGUCGCGAAGCCGCCAUCGCCGAACGGCAAGGACGCGCUGCCCUGAAAAAGGCGGCAGAAGGUGACGCGAUGGAUUACGCGCCUGGCGUCAGCGUUCUCGGGGGUGGUGGAUCUGACGAGUUCAAGCGGCUUCAGCAAAUCAAGCACCAGGCGGACAGUCGGCGCAAGGAGGCCAAGGCGGCUGUUCUCAAUGAGAAGGUUGCGGCCUAUCAGCUCAAAGAACAAGCGUCCAUGGCUGCGCUUCGACAGCUAGCGGACAUGCGAAAGCAACAGCAGCAGCAGCAACAUCCUUAG